This is a messenger RNA of Triplophysa dalaica, 1787 nucleotides long. RefSeq names its product gastrula zinc finger protein XlCGF8.2DB-like. The transcript has 2 exons. The coding region runs from base 295 to 1473 and encodes 392 amino acids. The record is from RefSeq and is a predicted model, not a curated record. Lineage: Eukaryota; Metazoa; Chordata; Actinopteri; Cypriniformes; Nemacheilidae. Gene Ontology annotation, cellular component: nucleus.
ACGAACAUGACUCGUACAUUGCGCCACUCAUAGAGAUAUUACAGUUAUAUAGAAGUUUAGACUUUAAUGUUCAUUUAUUAGUUGUGAACUACAACUAGCAAACUGUUACACUAAAUUGUUAAAUAUAGUUAAGAUAUUUGUUUUGUUGGUGGUUUUCUUAAAUGUCCUUUUGUUUCUUGUACGUGAUUGUUUGUGCACGGGCAGCAGAACACAACAGCCAGGACAAUACAGUGUUUAUAAUGCGGAAAUAUUCUUGUCAUCCUAAAGGGAACAAGUAAAUUGCGAGACAAAACGAUGGAUUGUAUUAAAGAAGAGAGCGAAGACACGAAUUCUCCAAAAACAUGUGAAAUGAAAACCAAAGGACAAAACGAUCUGGUGGAAGUAAAAGAGGAAUGUCAUGAACUGAAGGUGGAGGAGAAAUAUCUAUUCCAGGAACCUAAUCAAAUUAAUACUGAAGAAACUGUUGUGAAGUCUGAAGAAGAUUCUUUAAGUUGCUCAGAGACUGAGAUUGACUCCUCUCCAAAAACAACUAGAAAGACAGGGGACAAAAGCCUUAUAUGUAAAAAGAGUUUCACAAAAGAAGAACACCUUUUGGAUCACUUCAAAAUUCACGCUGAAGAGAAGUCUUUCACGUGUGAUAAAUGUGAAAAGAGUUUCGUUCACAAAGCAAGCCUUAAAAACCACAUGCGGGUUCAUUCUGGAGAGAGGCCAUAUAUAUGCCACCAAUGUGGAAAGAGUUACAUACAUAAAGAUAACCUAACUGACCAUUUAAGAAUCCACACCGGAGAGAAGCCCUUCAAGUGCCCUGAAUGUGAAAAAUGUUUCACGCAUAAAAGUAGCAUUAUACAUCACGUGAAAAUACACACUCUAGAGAGACCUUUUAAAUGUCUUCAAUGUGGAAAGGGUUUCAUACAUAAAGGAAACUUAAGCGUUCACACACGAAUUCAUUCUGGAGUGAGACCUUUCACAUGUUCUCAGUGCGGUAAAGAUUUCAAGUAUCAACACAACCUAGUAAGUCAUAUGAAAAUGCAUUUGGGUGAGAAAUUGCAUCGCUGUUCUCAUUGUGACAAAAGUUUCAUUGAAGAGAGUCAGCUAAAAAAACACCAGAAAAUCCAUGCAAAUGAGAAGCCGUUUGUGUGCUCUUUUUGUGACAAAACUUUUUUAUUGCACUACAAUUUGAAAGAGCAUCAGAAAGUACAUACUGGUGAGAGACCUAAUGUGUGCUUUAAAUGUGGCAAAGCCUUUGCAAGAGCCAUACAGUUGAAAGAGCAUGAAUAUAGUCAUGCUGAAGAAAAACCUUUUAAGUGUUUGUAUUGUGGAAAGGGCUUUCCACGUUCAUGUACCUUGAAAAAACACGUGCGGAUGCAUACUGGAGAGAAGCCAUACCACUGCCCCUUAUGUGGAAAGGGUUUUAGCCAAUUAAGUAAUGCUCUGACCCAUAAGAGAAAGCACUGUCCAAAGUUGUCACGAUGAGCUAAUGAAGUUGCUGUGAUUUGUGAGCAGUAAAUCUCUUAUCUACCUCUGUGUCUUUAGCAGUUUCAGUUACUAAAAGAUGUUUUAAGGUAGUGCUUGAAGACCUGUAAACACUGACAGUAAUGAUAUCAUGAGACAAAUUUUGUGUUUUAAUGCUGGAAGCUUGAAGGGGUGUAUUAAAAAUGCGUUAUACAUUUUGGUCAUGCCAUUUUAAAACCGAGUGGAACUUGUAAUUGCCAUAUGCCAUACAUGUGUAAUGUGAUGAUCAUUGUAGAUCCCAUAAUUACCCCAAAUAAAAAAGGAGCAAGAUAUAA